This is a messenger RNA of Porites evermanni, 819 nucleotides long. The record is from the annotation of a GenBank genome assembly. Lineage: Eukaryota; Metazoa; Cnidaria; Anthozoa; Scleractinia; Poritidae.
AUGUUUGCUGCCAGGAUCACAAAUUCUUGUAGUGGUAAGGAGAAUUUAGAAAUUAAUUCAUUGCUGCAAUCUACCGCUACAAAAUUACUUUCUCAGUCUCUGAGUAAUCGGUAGUCUUCAGUGGCGGAACCAGGCCUUCAUAUAAGGGGGGGAGGGGGGUUCCGGUCAUCCAGACCCUGACAAAAGGGGGGCCCGGUCUCAAGAAAAUUUUUUUCGGCCCUUCGGGCCUCAGUUUGGUGUAAAAAUAAGGGGGGACGGGUCCACCAGGGCCCUCUCCUGGAUCCGCCACUGGUCUUGAAUUCUGGACUCCACGCUGUGGAUCGCCGGUUUUGAGGUACUGGGUUCCCGAUUUUUUUUAGUAAAAUUUGGAUCCCUGAGGUGGGGGGAGGGGAAGAGAAGCGUUGAAGCCUGGGACACCCUGCGCCCCGUUGUGUUCCCUCGCCAAAAGCUUGCCAUGCAAGCUGUAGCAAGGUCUACAGUCUACGUAUCUCUUUCCAUAAUGGGAAUCUCUAAAGAAGUAUUUAAACCACGGGUACCAUAAUGAAGUAUGUUGUGGUACCGUGAUCGUAACGAUUUCAUAAUUGCAGUACUUUGUCCGUUUUUCUUUUUCAAGGUAUCUGGGAGAAAAUAAACUGCAGUACAACUUGCGACUGGAAUGAAGGUCAUCCAUUAAAAGAUCGUAAUCAACUAACCAUGUUUGUUGCCUACGCUGAAAGGAGACGAUGUGGGUUUAAAGCUGGGCGGAUAACUUUUAAUACAUCGCUAGCAUGGCUUUCUUUCUUCUUCGGACUCACGGGUUUGCUGUAUCACUUCUUUUGA